Molecule: messenger RNA, 5791 nt
Organism: Scomber japonicus (chub mackerel)
Lineage: Eukaryota; Metazoa; Chordata; Actinopteri; Scombriformes; Scombridae
Gene: cadm3
Product: cell adhesion molecule 3
Exons: 11
Coding region: 321-1553 (410 amino acids)
Biological process (GO): homophilic cell-cell adhesion
Cellular component (GO): presynaptic membrane
Source: RefSeq, a predicted model, not a curated record
CCGUGGAGAGAGAGCGAGAGAGAGAUAGAGACACACAGAGAGUGAGUAAGAGAGAGAGAGAGCGCGGAGGGGGAAAAAAAGCAAGAAAAACAAGGAGUCAGGAGAAGGAACAAGGAGAUAAAAAAAAGUCGAUCAAAGCAGAUUGAGAGGAGGCUCCGGACAAGCGACUGCUGCGCAUCAAAGGAGGGACCUUACUGGGGACCUUAUUGGAGACCAACGCCAACAAAGCCGACUCCGGAGGCGGAAUAUAACGGUGACACACCAGAGCUCCUCUGCCCUCCUGAGGAUUCAGUGAGACAGGCGGAUCUGUGCGCCCGACCAUGGCCUUCCCAUCAGCCCCCUCCACAUUAUGGAGCGUCAGCUUAUUGACAAUACUAUUCGCAGCUGCGGUUCACAGCAACAUUUUCAAUGACGAUGACCCGUUGCAGCCAAUGACCUCAGAUGAAACGGUUUCUGUGGGGGGCACAGUGAUACUGACCUGCAGAGUGGCCGCGAGUGACAACUCCUCACUGCAGUGGUCCAACACUGCACAGCAGACCCUGUACUUCGGAGAGAAGAGAGCACUGAGAGAUAGCCGUAUCCAGCUGCACCGCUCAACACCUACCGAGCUCUCCAUCAGCAUCGCUGAAGUGCAGCUGUCUGACGAGGGCGAGUACACCUGCUCCAUCUUCACCAUGCCAGUGCGCACCGCAAGAGCCACCGUCACCGUGCUAGGAGUGCCCGGUAAACCUCAGAUCUCAGGCUUUGAGAAUGCAGUGCCGGAGGGGGGCAAAGUCACCCUGACCUGCACCAGUACAGGAAGCAAACCCCCCGCCAAGCUGCAUUGGUACCGGGGAGACCAGGAGCUGGAAGGGCGUCCAGACGUGGUGGAGUCCGUUCCAGACGAACCCACAUACAACGUGAGCAGCGAGCUCACCCUGGAGGUGAGCCGCAGCGAUGACGACGCCCUCAUCACCUGCGCUGUCGAACAUCCCUCACUCCACCCAGGGGACAAGAGGAGCGAGCAGACUCUGCGGGUGUUGUAUUCCCCUAACGUGGAGAUCUUGCCUCAGAGUGAUCUGCCUAGAGAGGGGGAGAAGUUUUAUCUACAGUGUUCGGCCAGGGGCAACCCUGAGCCCAUCCAGUACCUGUGGGAGAAGAAGGAUGGAGAGCUCCCCCCACUGGCCAAAAUCGAGGGUGCUUUCUUGCGUUUCGAGAUGCUCAACAAAUCAGAUAAUGGCGUCUACUUAUGCCAGGCUGACAACGGAAUCGGAAACAACCAGGGAGAGUACACACUCCUGGUGCAAGACGCCGCAAACAACAGUACAGACCCCACAGCCAUGUCAACCUCUUCGGGGGUGGACCACGCUGUGAUCGGAGGGGUGGUGGCUGUUAUCGUCUUCAUCAUGCUCUGCCUCCUCAUCGUCCUCGGCAGAUACCUCAUCAGACACAAAGGAACGUAUCUGACCCACGAGGCCAAGGGCUCGGACGACGCCCCCGACGCCGACACAGCCAUCAUCAACGCAGAGGGAGGCCACUCUGGAGCAGAGGACAAGAAGGAGUACUUCAUCUAGAUGGAAGAAGGCGAGGUGGAGGAGGAUAUUUUGGAGGACGUGGAGUAGUAGAGGAGAGGGGAGGAGUAAAGGAAAAAAACCUCCAUUUGUUUUCACGGCGCUUCAGUUCUUCACUCGGUUGGAGGGAUGAUGGGAGGGGAAGAGAGGGAAAGAACUGUGGGGCAGGAUAAAGCGAUGAGUUGAGCUUCAACUGGUACUACCCUCUUUGCAAUGAUACAGGGAAGUGAGAUUUUGCACUGACAUACGGACGAACUGAAGUUACACACUCCAAUACACACACACACCAACACACACACACACACACACACACAUAACGUGAGUCAGUUUUGUGGGAAAACUCUUCUCGAACAGACUUGAAUGCUCAUAGACCGUCAGAUUAACAAACACGAGCCUCCUACUAACAUGUCUGAAGUAUUUCUGACACAUUAACACAUUUUUACACAUGCAUUGUACCCUAUUUCUAACUGUCAGCGCCUUGAAAUAGCAAAAUUGUAACUCACAUUCCGACAUCCUGAGCUGAUAUUUCACUUCUCAUGUCAUGCCAACCUGUCUCUUCAACAUUUAAACCAAGCCAGCUCUGUCUUUUUCUUUUUCUUUUUCUCCCCCCCUCGCCCCCUCGCCCCCCCCUCCUCAUUCUGUCCAUUUAACAAGGCAGUAUCCCUCUGUAAACAUCUUAGUGUCAAAGCAAUCCAUCCAGCAAAGCAAAUUAUUACGGACAACUACAAUCUCCCCCUCUCAGUUUAAUUGUUUUAUGCCAUCAAAACCUCUUCCUGCAACCCUUGGUAUGAGCCAUCGAAUUUCCCACAACCCAACACCACACAACUUGCAACUCUCAUGCAAAAAUAGCAUUCCCCGCCAUGUGCUACCAAGCCGAGGGGCUCCAGUAUACAUAUAUAAAUAUAUAUAUAUAUAUAGAAUUAUAUAGCAUUCUUUUUACUUGACAGAAAAUGUUUGGUGUGCUGUAAAUACACUACAGGUUCUCUCUCUGUCCUCUUUCUAUCUUCUUUCUCUUCUAUCCCGCUCUUCUCUUUCUCUCUACAUCUCCCUCUCCUGUAUCUCAUACAGUCUGUUACUGCAUUACAGUAACUUAUAUACUCUUAAAAAAAAGCCUGCCUGUUUUUAUUAAAUGCGUGGAAAUGCAGAGUUGAAAAAUAUCAAUAUCUGGGGAAAAAAAAAUAAAAAUAACAACAAUGUUGCGAUGAAAAACUAACCUUAACUGCAAACAUUUGUAUGAGGAUGUUUUCCUUCUUUUUUUCUGUCUUUGUUCUUUUAUUUCUUUUGGAUUUUUGGGACUUAUGAGAGAUUUUCUCUCGUCGGUGUCUCAGUGUGUUACUGUCAGUGUUAACAGUUUACAGUGUCUGUCGGUUUGUCAGUUCUUAAGUAUAACUUCCAAUUUUGAUUUUGAGGUUUAGUGUUUUUAUUCUGUUCAUUUAUUUAAUUUUUUUUUUUGUGCACCACAUUCAGUGCCACUAUUUUCUCCCUAACCUGUUGGCCCUCUGCUCCCAAACACUGAACUGUAGCAAAACCUUGGUCGAACGCGGUUUCGAAAGGUGUUAAAAGUGUUUGGUGGAGUUUCACUGCCCAGCAUAUGUGGACCACUGUGGUCUUUCUUCCAUUCGGCCCCGUUGAACUUACUGAUUGACUCCGUCAUUGUUCUCGCUGCAGCAGACUGCUUUCUUGGCGAGCCCACAUGGCAUUAAAUUCAUUGAGUAGUGACAUCAUGACUUCCUCUAAGAGGCUGGCAGUCGCUGCUUCAGGGAGGUGAAAAUGCUUGCUUGCUUUCCACUACGGGGCCAAACAGGACUGCCUAUAUGCAUUUUGACAAACUUCCUGGCAAAAAAACCCUAACCUUUGUGUUAUUCUUUCCUUUUCUUUCACUGUGUGUGUGUGUGUUAUUGCACGCAGACAUCAUUUGCGAGUUUAGCAAAAGGUUCCCAUAAAUGAACGGUAUUUUAUCAAGGUUGGGAGUUCGCCUUGGCACUGGCAAGCUCCAUUUGGCCCGGUCGUGGAAAUUGAUUGCAAUCUGACUAAGAGGCUCUGGGCUCCAGACUGUACACAUGCCAAGGUUUGGCUAUGCGGGCAGGGUGCCGAGCUGGAGUCUGGGCUCCACUAACACUGAAGAAAGUCAUUUAAGAACUUAAGUGUCCUCUUCUCUUUUUUUUCCUCUGCACUGCUUGUCCAUUUCUUUUCAUUCUUUAAUCAAUCAUCCCGUCUGCGUCCUGAUCCACCUUCACCCGGCCUCUCCUCUCCUCAUCACUCCUUCCCUUCGUCUCCCCCCCUCCCUCCCUCCAUCUCUGAUCGAUGUCCGUUUCUCCUUGCUGGUCUCUCUCUCAUUCAGGAGUCCAUGUAGACGUUCAGUAGAAGUAGCGUCUUUAGGUUUGCCGGUGUGCGCUGAUGGCUUUCUGCUGCACUUUUUAGGAGUAUUGUGGAGACAAAUCCAUUUGCUGUUGUCCUACUAGUAGACAGUUAUGCCUGUGAUAGUUUUUGUACACCUUUUUUGGGAAUGUUCAGGGAUUGUACUUUUCGUAACUAUCCCCGCAUUGUCGUUAACUGCUACCUAGCUAGCUACUUUGAAAGCAAGUAGCCUGGCUAGUGCGUCUAUAAGCUAGCUAUACUUUAAAGGGUAAAGAUGACCCAAAGUGGGGGUCAGCGGUUGGAUUAUAUUUUUUUUAUUCCUAGAGCUCUCGGUUGAUUCGCUGUUGCAAACUUGGCAAAGACAGUGUUUGAAUUCUGUUUGUCGGGUGUGUAGACGUGCACCAGACAAGAUAAAACAAAGUGAGAUUAAUCUUUCAAAAGAAUUCAGAAAUCUGUUUAUCCCAUGUUUGCUCUUUAAUGCUCUUCAGUAUUUCACAGUUGUCAUGUCUGCAGACCAGAGGAUAGGCUUUGUCUCACAGAGCUUAUUGUCCACUUUGAAGAGUUACCCUUGAUUUGUAUUUCAACCCAGUCUAAUUCAGCUCUGUGAAUGGAGAAAGGAAUACCUGCCUCAUACUCAAAAACGUGUAGUGUCUUUUAAAAACUAAUGGACCUGUACUUGCCUGUAAUUUAUCGUCCUGUCUUUCGUCUUAGUUAAUGUGCUAGCAUGUAGCUUGCAUGAGAAAUGGUUGGAAAUGUAGAUAGUGUUGGAGAUGAGACGCUUCUCUCCUGAGACAAGAGCGACGAUCUGCCUGACUGACCUCCAUGCUGUUCUCUGAUCUGCAAACAUAGGCCAUGUCCCAGUUAAACCUGUGUGUACUUCCUCACCGCUGCAGUCCUCUGGAUAACUUUCCGAGGCAACUGAAAGAGGACGCAGUUGUGAGACGUGCCACAGCAUUGAAUUGGGAUGUGCAACCAGUCUAAUUCAUUUUUCAUUGCAUCAGUGCAGUAAUGAUUAGCUGUCACCAGAUGCCAGCAAACAGCAGCUUUUCUAUCCCCUCUUCAGUCAGACCGAGCUGUCCCGCCCCACCACUUGACUCUCACCAACUCCUCCUCAGGCAGUCGCACACUAGCUGCCAGUCAUCUCUUUUUUCUUUUUGUAGUUUGAACUAAUUGAUUUUUAAAUUAUGUUUUGUAAAAGGUGUGCAUAAUCUUAAAUGUAUUACUUUCAAUCCAAUUGAUAAUCAUUUCCUUUUCGUUUUUUAAACAAUUAGAUAUUCCAAAACUUGAAGGUUAGAAAUUUAGUUUUUGCAUAUUUUAUUGUUUCAACAGCCAUUUUUAUAUAAUUUCAUGUAUAUAGUGUUGCCUUUACUGGAAACUCUUACAAGCGCACCCAUACACACUUUGCACACACACUUUGGGGUACAUACACAUCCACACACAUAUCUGGAUAUGCACGGCAGGCACGACGUCUGUGACCAUGGUGUAUUUGUACAUAUGUGUGUGUAUGUGUGUUUGUGUAUGAGUGUGAAGUGUGUAUAUUUGACCCAAACAGACUCUGGAGACACUCCUAUGUGUGUUGCAUUCACAAAAACAUUAUUAUUUCAAUGACUAAAACAAUGUCUUUGUUUUUUAGCGUUGUUAUUUUGGAUGACAAGUCUUCCUUUUGAAUAAAUAUCCAUAUCACAUGAGAAUAGUGCUGUCAUGUAUGCUAAUUUGUACUAUGACUGAUGAUGUCAUCAAUGCGAGCCUCGACAGCAUGCUGUGGUGGGUUUGCGUCUGUUGGCUGUUAUGUUCAUUCAGUAUUUGAUUUGUUUUUGUUUUUUUGGGUUAAAAUACCAGUUCAGUUGUUGACUUCAAUAAACAUGCAUUUGGGUUAAUUUCAA